AAGAGCUCACCGGUGACUAUGAGGCCAGUAGUGAGCAUGAAAGGACAUGUGAGGGGAGCUAUGUCCUCAUCAGCCCUGCUGGUCUAGAUAACUGCACAUUCUUGUACAGCAUUGGCUAGCAGUUCAUUUAAAGACAGAAUCACUGUUUCCAGGUGUUCAGUGUCAGCGUUAAAAUGGUCAGAAAGCGUGCCAGCCGGCAGCUAGGAGGCUUUGCUGCUGUCAUCCUAGCAUGGAUCCUUUGUAGCGCUUCUAUAGGCCUCCCUCGUUGGCGAGUGUGGGGUUUUCGAGAGCCCAUGGAUUCCAAGCCCAGCAUGACUUUAGUGGGGAUGUGGAAAACCUGCGUUCACCACCGGGAAAAUAAUUCAACCAUUUCUAGAGUGUGUUACCCAUAUACCUAUCAGGACACCUUCAUUCCUUUGGAUAUUCGAAUUGCUCAACACCUGUUACUUGUCUCCAGCUUUCUCGGCAUGGUUGCGACAGUCUCAGUUUUUGCUGCUCUUUGGAAAUUGUACUCAGGGAAACUCCCGAAGAAAGCCACCCACAAUCCAUUCGUCUUUCCAGGGGUUCUGAACAUCAUUGCUGGCAGCUUUCUCUUCCUUUCUGUCUUGUACAACUAUUUAUCCAUCAUUCGCAAGGCUGGGAUUGCCUUCCCCCCAUAUUUCCGCACGCCGUCCUUCCCAGAUACCCAGAAAGUUGGCAGUGCAUUGGUAAUGGCAACUCUUUCUUCUUUCUUAUUUCUAGUGGGUGGCACAAUUUCCUUUUCUUUCACUCUUCCCCGGCGUUCCCAUAUACGUUCUAACAUUUAAAUGUAAAUUUCCAACUUACAUAGACUUGAAAAUUCAAAACUACAAGGAGUAAUCACAAGUAUUCUUCAGAUAUCUACCUAAAAUUUCCAGAUUCAAAACAUGCCAAACUGGACAAGUGGCCUUCAUUUAUAUUUCCUGUUUUGGUCGCUUUAUUAUUUUAUUGAUUGGCUUAUGGAUUUUCAUUAAAUAAAUUCAUGCCCACUUAA
Molecule: messenger RNA, 1012 nt
Organism: Peromyscus eremicus (cactus mouse)
Lineage: Eukaryota; Metazoa; Chordata; Mammalia; Rodentia; Cricetidae
Product: claudin-34-like
Exons: 2
Coding region: 174-806 (210 amino acids)
Biological process (GO): cell adhesion; bicellular tight junction assembly
Cellular component (GO): plasma membrane; bicellular tight junction
Molecular function (GO): structural molecule activity
Source: RefSeq, a predicted model, not a curated record